Messenger RNA from Lynx canadensis (Canada lynx), 1927 nucleotides. RefSeq names its product pentatricopeptide repeat domain 2 (gene PTCD2). NCBI's taxonomy places the organism in Eukaryota, Metazoa, Chordata, Mammalia, Carnivora, Felidae. The record is from RefSeq and is a predicted model, not a curated record. Gene Ontology annotation, cellular component: mitochondrion. The coding region runs from base 127 to 885 and encodes 252 amino acids. Gene Ontology annotation, biological process: regulation of mRNA processing; mitochondrion organization; multicellular organism development. Gene Ontology annotation, molecular function: protein binding; RNA binding. The transcript has 8 exons.
UGUUGUGAAAUUAAAAGAAUUUCAGCAUAAGAAGGUGGUUAUUGCAAAUCAUCUUCCUGGUACUAAAGGUACCAUACAGAGAACAGAAAUGUCACUUUGGGAGAGUAUAAAUUUGGACCACUUUUCAUGAGGUUGUGCUACGAGUUGGAUCUUGAGGAAUCUGCAUUGGAACUCAUCAAAGACCAGCAUUUACGAGGUUUCUUCUCAGACACCACGUCAUUCAAUAUUUUGAUGGAUAUGUUAUUUAUUAAAGGCAAAUAUACAAGUGCGCUGGAAGUGCUGAUAGAGAUGAAAAACCAAGAUGUGAAAUUCAACAAAGAAACCUAUGUCCUUGCUUUUGCAAUUUGCUACAAACUGAAUAGCCCUGAAUCUUUGAAAAUCUGUACUACAUUAAGAGAAGAAGCCCUAAUCAAAGGAGAAGUCCUCUCCAGGAGAGCAUCCUGUUUUGCUGUGGCACUAGCUCUGAAUCAGAACCAGGUGGCGAAAGCUAUAUCAAUUUUUUCUCAAAUCAUGAAGCCAGAAAGCAUUAUCUGCACCAAUUUAAAUAUUUUGAUUCAUAUCCAGUCAAAUAUGUUGAAAACCCUGAUAAAGAUAUUAAAGGAUGCUGCAGACGGAAAUUUAUCAAAAUUUGUGAAAAGACAGGAGUUCUCAGAAGAAGUGCUGGCCAAAGCAAGGAAAAAAGUGAAGGAUGUGCCCACCCUUCUCGCCAAAUUUGAUGAGAUCUAUGGGAAACUCCACAUUAAUGGCCAGGUCACCACUUGCACUUUGGAUACUCUCCUCUGCCACACCCCUGGGGACAGAAAAUCCCACAUGGUACUAUUAAGUAAGAGGACAGUCAGCCAUCGGACCUUCCAGCCUCUCAACCAGUCUCUGUGGGCUGAAUAACCCUAUGCUCAAGUCACUCAUGGGUCUGAGCUGGAAGGGGCCUCCCAGUGAGUUAAUGGCUUCCUAAGAAAUCAGGCAUUGUACUCCAGUGGAUGCUCUGUUAACAAACACUUGGUCUCCUUAAAUUUCUGAGUUGAUUUCGAACUGUCAUGCUGAUCUGAGAAGUUAAUGUUGUGCCACCGUGAAGAUCUAAAUCGAGUCCAGCAGAAAGCUCCGCUCCCUCAGAAAGGACACUUCCUGCGUAUAAAGUUCUAAGGAUCCUUGAAGGAACAUGACUAUGGUCUCCAGUCCAACUGCCGGUACCAGCGUAGAACCAAGUAAGCACUAGUGGGAAGGAAAUUGCCAUAAGUGGUCAACUCCAGUAAAUUUUGGGGGGAGUAGUUACUUGCAGACCAUACUCUUGCUGAUUUCAGGAGGUCUGAAACCCUAUUUUGCUACUGUGGGCAAUGGCUCAGGAUGUUCUCACUAUUUCUGUCAUCAUCUGUCUGUGACCCUAAAUAAGAUGCUUGUGAAUCUGCAUAUUGACUUGAAAUUUUCAUUUAAGUUUCAUUAGGGUCACAUUUUCUAAAAAAUGAGAGAAAUAAAAGAUUCCUGAGAAGAUAUCUUGAAGUUACGUUUUGUUUUCUCAGCAGCACAAACUAACCCAGGACUUAGCUCUCAGAAGUGAUAAGUUAACCAAAAUUUAAAUGGUUAUUACUGUGGUCAUAGGCAGGCCAAUUGCUUUUCAAAAUAAAUGCCAGCAAAGACACAUAUGCUCUCUGUAUUUUUUGUUUGUUUUUUAAGUAUUUGGUCCUACAUUUCAUCUUAUUGAUGAUCUUCUCUUUUCUCUUGGAAUGCUUUAUUUUUUUGUAAAAGUAAAUGUGUCCUGACAGCAGGUUAAAGUUUCCUCAUUCUGAUCAGUCACACGAUAGUUUGAAACACAGCACCGGUGAGUUGUGCCUUUUGUUUCUCAAGGCCCACGUGAUGUUCGCACCUUUCACCCAUCUUCCUAGAGUUCUGUAUACUCUUUCUUCAGUGCUGCUUCAAAAAGUGAGGUUUGGGG